AUGCCCCUCGCUACAAUCCACCUCGUCGCCCUCUCACCCUCAACAUCGCUCCCCUCGUAUCUUCACACCCUUCAUACCUCCAUCCCGCGGUCCAAAAUCCUCACCACCUCCAAAGUCGUCCGCUGGAUCAUCACGCCCACGACCAUCGACGCCCAGCGCCUCUUGAACCCCAAAUCUCCAUGGAUGCUGCUCAUCAUCAUCCUCGGCACGGAUCCCCUCCCCAAAUCCUUGACCAGCGAGGUGCUGCUGGACCACUGGACCACCGUGGCGGGCAUUCCCUCGCGCCUGACCGCGGACUUUGCCCGCACGAACGACCAACUCCUGCAUCCAAGGCCCGAGGCCAUCCCCACGCUGACCGGGUCGUUGGACAAACCGCGCGUAGGCACCACCUCGCAGACGCUCGAACUGUCACCUGGUCUCCUCGAAUGGGCGACUUCGUUCCGCAAAACCCGCGCGGGGAGCUCCCCGCUUUCGAUGCUCAAUCUGCUCGCCUUCAAGCAGGGGCUGAAGCCGUCGUACUUGAAGUACGGGGCCGCGUUUGCCGAGUCGAUCGGCAAGCGACGGGGCGGUGUUGCGAAGCUCGUGGGUAAUAUUGUCGACGCGGACGAGAAGGGCGGGGAGGGCGGGAAAGGUGGCAAAUGGGAUGAGUUUGCGCUGGCGAGUUAUCCGUCUGUGUUGCAUUUUGUGGAUAUGUUGGCCGGGGAGGACUAUCAGGGGGUGAAUUUAAAGUAUCGCGUGCCGGCGUUGGAGGAUACCUUGAUUCUGUGCACGAGUGAGAUUGAGGUCGAGGACGUUCUGGAGGCAGAAGGGAAGGGUGGGAAGGCGAAGUUGUGA
Molecule: messenger RNA, 834 nt
Organism: Cladophialophora yegresii CBS 114405
Lineage: Eukaryota; Fungi; Ascomycota; Eurotiomycetes; Chaetothyriales; Herpotrichiellaceae
Exons: 1
Coding region: 1-834 (277 amino acids)
Source: RefSeq, a predicted model, not a curated record